UUAAUUUAUUUAUGAAAUCAAAUUAUAUUUUUGGAAGAUAUUUAAUACGUUCGCAAAAUACUAAAUAACAAAUAUUAAGAAAGGAGUUUUGUGUUAUUUUAUAUGUGUAUACAGAAAAUAAAAUUUAUUAAAUAAUCGCGAGUAACAUGUGUACGCCAGCAAAAAUAAAAAAAUUAGAUGAAACAGUGGUGAAUAAAAUCGCAGCUGGAGAGAUAAUCCAAAGGCCAGCAAAUGCAUUAAAAGAAUUAAUAGAGAAUAGUUUGGAUGCUAAAGCGACAAAUAUACAAAUUACUACGAAAGAAGGAGGCUUGAAACUAUUACAGAUACAAGAUAAUGGUACAGGUAUUCAAAAGGAAGACAUGGACAUUGUAUGCGAAAGAUUUACCACAAGCAAGUUGCAAAAAUUCGAAGAUCUCAAUGAGCUUACAACAUUUGGGUUUCGAGGAGAAGCUCUGGCUAGUAUCAGUCAUAUAGCUCUUCUUACUAUCACGACAAAAACAGCAGGAAAAUGUGCCUACAAAGCAUCAUAUAUUAAUAGCAACCUAAAAGCACCUCCAGUACCUUGCGCUGGAAAUCAAGGCACCAUAAUAACUAUAGAGAAUCUGUUUUAUAAUGUGGCAACUCGAAGAAAAGCUUUGUCAAAUCCAUCAGAAGAAUUUAAUAAGAUUACAGAAGUAGUCAUGAAAUAUGCUGUGCAUAAUCCAAUAGUAGGAUUUACGUUAAAAAAACAUGGCGAGUCAACUACUCAGGUUCGAACACCCCAUAAUUCAACAAAACAGAGUAACAUAAGAAUAUUGUAUGGCAAUCCAGUUGCUCGUGAACUAUUGGAAGUUGAACUUAACGAUGAUUCCUACAAGUUUAAAAUGCAAGGUUUUGUGACAAAUCCAAAUUAUACAAAUAAACGAAUGAUGCUGCUCUUAUUUAUUAACAAUCGAUUGGUCGACUCUUCUUCCAUCCGUAAGAUGUUGGAGGAAAUAUAUUCUAUGUAUCUUCCAAAAAAGGCCCAUCCAUGGUGUUAUAUAUCUUUGGAUAUCAAUCCACAAAAUAUUGAUGUAAAUGUACAUCCAACAAAACACGAAGUUCGAUUUCUUCAUGAAGAUGCGAUAAUUGAAAGAAUAAAAUAUGCCUUAGACGAAAGAUUGGCCGGUAACAGUGCAUCUAGAACAUUUUACCUGCAAGCCAGAUUGCCAAAAGCAGACAUCACUAAGAAUGUCCUAGAAGAAAUUUUGCCAGAAUAUAGUAAAGAAAAUCCAGAUAUCGAAAAAGUUCAUGCUAGAGAAUUGAUUAGAACAGAUUCGUCCGAUCAGAAAUUGGACAAAUUUAAUUUCAUCGUACAUAUUGACAAACAUAGCAAUACUCUCGUAGAGAAAAAAUUAAUUAAUAAUGUAGAAUCUGAAUCUCUCAGUUUGGAAAUUCCUUUAGAAAAUAAUAUAUCUAAUAUUACUGUCGAAAAUUCAUCCGCUGAUAAUAAACGUCAAGAGACAGAUUCGAACUCGAAUUUAAAUAUUGCAGAACACAAUUCUGUGUCAUUAUGUGGAAGAGAAGUACAUGUUGAAGAGAUUCCAGUUAAUAGUUCAACACAAUGGAGUAAUAUAUUAGAUGCUACAUACUCAUCAGAAAACACUUGUAAUCCAAGUACAUCUACGCAAAAAGAUAAGUCAGACGAUAUUCAUACGAAGAAUAUUACGUACGAUGUUAGAGAAUUUUUAUAUGACUCGGAUGAAACAAUGGAUGAGUCUGUGGAAGACAAUUCUAGAGAUAUUAUAGCCGAUAAAGCUCGUAAGCGAGUGUAUCAAUACUUCGGGAAUAAGGAUAUUAUGGACGAGAGAGAAAAGAAUUUAGAAAAAGAAAAAGAACAAACUACAUUACAAGAUACUGACGAUAAUAAGAAAGAAGAAGAAGGUUCAACAUCUAAUACAAAUCAAUCUGAAAACACUCCUAUUGAGGAGACUGCUUCUACUGAUGAAUCUCCGAAAUCUACAUUGCAAUUUAAAUCAUAUUCUGUAAAUAAUUUUAGACACGAGGUAAAAUUGACUAGUAUUUUAAAAUUACGCAAGGAAGUUGAGGACGAAUGUCAUGAAGGAUUAAGAAACAUUCUCGCUAAUUUGACAUUUGUCGGCUGCAUUGAUCAAACUUCGGCUUUAAUACAAAGUGGAAUGAAUUUGUAUAUAUGCAACACUAGAAAAUUAGCAGAGGAGCUUUUUUACGAGAUCAUGCUUUAUGAUUUUACUAAUUUUGGCGUCAUUAAAUUUUCAGAACGGAUAUCGCUGUUUGAUUUAGCAAUUAUUGCUUUAGAUUCGGGAGAAACUGGAUGGACAGAAGAGGAUGGUCCGAAAGAUGAACUGGCAACAAGGGUAAAAGAGUUACUUUUGGAAAAAGCAGAUAUGAUGAACGAAUAUUUUUCAAUUGUUAUGGAUAAAAUGGGAAAUUUAAGAUCAUUGCCUGUGAUAUUAGACAAAUAUUUUCCAUACGAAGCGGAAAUUCCAUUAUAUAUAAUGCGAUUAGCAACCGAAGUUGAUUGGAGAAAGGAACAAAUAUGUUUUCAGAAUAUUUGUCGUGAAACGGCAAAAUUUUACAGCUACAUUAAUCCAAAGCCUCAGACGCACGAUUGGAAAUAUAUAACCGAACAUAUUUUAUAUCCAGCGAUUAAAGAGAGUUUACUUCCACCAAAACACUUUGCUCACGAUUCCACAAUAUUACAAAUAGCCAGUUUACCUGAUUUGUAUAAAGUAUUUGAGAGAUGUUAAACUACACUAUUCUGUAUAAAAAUGUCUAUAAUAAUUAUUGUAACAAGCAAAUUGUCAAAUAUGUUUAACAUUAAAAUCUUGAUAUUGUACAUUUAUAAUUUA
Nylanderia fulva is the source of this 2849-nucleotide messenger RNA. RefSeq names its product DNA mismatch repair ATPase Mlh1 (gene Mlh1). Gene Ontology annotation, molecular function: mismatched DNA binding; ATP-dependent DNA damage sensor activity; ATP hydrolysis activity. Gene Ontology annotation, cellular component: MutLalpha complex. NCBI's taxonomy places the organism in Eukaryota, Metazoa, Arthropoda, Insecta, Hymenoptera, Formicidae. The record is from RefSeq and is a predicted model, not a curated record. Gene Ontology annotation, biological process: mismatch repair.